GAGACCGUAAGUUCUCAGGAAGUAGAAUCUUUAUUAUCAUCAUCUUUACUUCACUGUCUUCUGCUUUAAUCUUGCAAUACUCUUAAUACCCAUUUCAUUCACGUACUUUUUCACAAAACCAAUCUCCCAAAAACAUCAAUCAAAAUGUCUGCUACAAACGGAUCAAACGGAGCCACCAAUGGCACUAAGGAGAAGGUUGAUUACACCAAGGUCCCAGGUCCUCUCGGUCUUGAGAGCGCCAGCUUGAAGGGCAAAGUUGCUUUGGUUACCGGAUCAGGUCGUGGUAUCGGUGCCGAAAUGGCCUGUGAGCUCGGUCGUCGCGGCGCAAAAGUCAUUGUAAACUACGCCAACUCCGAUGCCGCUGCCCAAGAGGUCGUCAACACUAUCAAGAAGGCCGGUUCCGAGGCAGUUGCCCUACAAGGAAAUGUUUCCGUCGUCUCUGAUAUCAUCAACCUCUUUGCUCAAGCCAAGAAGCAAUGGGGUAAGCUCGACAUUGUUUGCUCCAACUCUGGUGUCGUUACCUUCGGACAUAUCAAGGAUGUUACUGAGGAGGAAUACGACCGUGUUAUGAACAUCAACACCAGAGGUCAAUUCUUCGUUGCCAGAGAGGCUUACAAGAAUUUGGAAGUUGGAGGUCGUUUGAUCAUGAUGGGAUCCAUCACUGGUCAAGCUAAGGGUGUUCCUCAACACACUGUCUACUCUGGUUCCAAGGGUGCUAUUGAGACUUUCGUCCGCUGCAUGGCUAUCGACUUCGGUGACAAGAAGAUCACCGUCAACUGCAUUGCUCCAGGUGGAAUCCGUACCGACAUGUACCACAAAGUUUGCCGUGAAUACAUUCCCAACGGCGCCAACCUCAACGACGAGGAAGUCGAUGAGUAUGCCGCUACCUGGUCGCCGCUCCACAGAGUCGGUCUCCCCAUCGAUAUUGCCAGAGUUGUUUGCUUCUUGGCGAGUCAAGAUGGUGAAUGGGUUAACGGAAAGGUCAUUGGUAUCGAUGGUGCGGCUAUGAUGUAAUGGGUGAUUGGAUGAACUUUUGGGGGAGUUUCUUGAGAUACUUUGAAGCGUUUAACUAUAGUUAAUAGAUAUGGAAAAUGGAAAAUAGAACCUUUAUACCUUUUUAAA
Molecule: messenger RNA, 1122 nt
Organism: Botrytis deweyae
Lineage: Eukaryota; Fungi; Ascomycota; Leotiomycetes; Helotiales; Sclerotiniaceae
Exons: 3
Coding region: 145-1014 (289 amino acids)
Molecular function (GO): oxidoreductase activity
Source: RefSeq, a predicted model, not a curated record